AUUUUCUUCGUAUGCAAGACCGUAUACAAUACGUAAUCUUCAUUUCGCUUCCUUCCUUCACAAUCUUACAUUACAUUACACCAUUUUAACCAUUUUUCCCGCACACACAAAUCACAAUCACUUCUCUUCUCUCUCUCUCUCUCACUACAAUAGAGAAAAGAGAGUGAAACCAAACCACACUACACGACGUCGUUUCACAGAUCCAUCCCCAAGACACAGAGCUGGAUCCCUCACAAGAUCCCAAACAAUAUCAGGCUCCACCUGCCACCACAUCCAACGGUCACGGUCAGAUCCGUUACCGAUCACUUUCCUCCACCGAACUCUCCGCCGUUCAAUCCACUUCUCCGCCUUCCGAUAACCACUCCUCCGACUCCGAAUUCACCAAAAUGCUCAAACGUCCAACGCGUCAGGAGUCACUCUCCGAUAAGAUCUACAGAUUCCGUGGCACUCUUCUCGUUGUCUCGAUCCCUAUCCUUCUCAUCACGUUUGUUCUUUAUAUGAUGCCGUCGAGCUCGAAUUAUGAUUCUGCUGGAGAUUAUGCUCUUCUUAAUCGGAAACUUUCGCCGGAUAAAAAAUCUGGUGGCUCUUAUGCUGUUAUUUUUGAUGCUGGUAGCUCUGGUAGCCGUGUUCAUGUUUUUCAUUUUGAUCAGAAUUUAGAUCUUGUUCACAUUGGCAAAGAUCUUGAACUUUUCGAACAGCUUAAACCUGGUUUGAGUGCGUAUGCUCAGAAACCGCAGCAAGCAGCAGAAUCUCUGGUUUCACUUUUGGAGAAAGCAGAGGGUGUUGUUCCACGGGAAUUGCGAUCAAAGACACCAGUUCGAAUUGGGGCAACUGCAGGUUUAAGGGCUUUGGAAGGGGAUGCAUCUGAUAAGAUAUUGAGAGCGGUAAGGGAUUUGCUGAAGCACAGAAGCUCCUUUAAAUCUGAUGCUGAUGCGGUUACAGUGUUGGAUGGAACACAGGAAGGUGCUUAUCAAUGGGUUACAAUUAACUAUCUAUUAGGAAACUUGGGAAAAGAUUAUUCAAAGACCGUUGGGGUAGUUGAUCUUGGAGGUGGAUCUGUUCAAAUGGCAUAUGCCAUCUCUGAGUCUGAGGCUGCCAUGGCUCCACAAGUAAUGGAUGGAGAGGAUCCAUAUGUCAAGGAGAUGUUCCUCAGGGGAAGAAAAUAUUACCUCUAUGUUCACAGUUACUUGCGCUAUGGUUUACUAGCAGCUCGUGCAGAGAUUUUAAAGGUUGCCGGUGAUGCUGAAAACCCGUGUAUCUUAUCUGGCUCUGAUGGAACUUACAAAUAUGGAGGAAAGUCAUUUAAGGCUUCAUCUUCUGGAGCAAGCUUAAAUGAAUGCAAAAGUGUAGCUCACAAGGCUCUCAAAGUCAACGAGUCAACAUGUACACACAUGAAGUGCACUUUUGGUGGGAUAUGGAAUGGUGGAGGUGGGGAUGGACAGAAAAACCUAUUUGUUGCCUCAUUUUUCUUUGACCGGGCUGCCGAGGCUGGUUUUGUUGAUCCAAACUCACCAGUUGCAAUAGUUCGUCCUGCGGAUUUUGAGGAUGCUGCCAAGCAGGCUUGCCAAACAAAACUCGAGAAUGCCAAAUCCACUUAUCCACGAGUUGAAGAGGGGAACCUUCCAUAUCUUUGCAUGGAUCUUGUAUACCAGUAUACAUUGCUUGUUGAUGGGUUUGGCAUAUAUCCAUGGCAAGAGAUUACAUUGGUAAAGAAAGUUAAAUAUGAUGAUGCCCUUGUCGAGGCAGCUUGGCCGCUAGGAAGUGCCAUUGAAGCUGUAUCAUCUACGUAACAGGACCGAUUUCAUGAGUUAGGUUACUCAUCCAAAAUCUUGGAGCAUGAAAUUUGUGGCGAAACACUGCCUGUCAUUCAUGGUGAUCAGAAAUUACUUCAGGCAAAAUUGGAAUUGGAUAUGGGUCUAUUUUUCAGGAAUAACGAGAGAUUAUAGCUUCAUUAUUUUUCAUACGUAAUUAAUUCACAAUAUAUCUGAUUUACAGCUCUGGCAGAUUCAUUCGAUUCAUUAAGUGCAUCUAUAUAUCUUGUCUGGAAAGAUGAACAAAAUGGUGAUGCUUACACCAUUUCAUUUUUGUUUAAAUGUUUUCGUUCGUGAUUAUAGUUAAUCCUUUAUUUCUUCUCGUCUUGUUGUGGCAUCUGGGACUAAUGAUUUUGGUAACUCUUACUUGUGAAUAUAGUCAAUUGUGGAUGAGUUCAUGUUAA
Molecule: messenger RNA, 2215 nt
Organism: Medicago truncatula (barrel medic)
Lineage: Eukaryota; Viridiplantae; Streptophyta; Magnoliopsida; Fabales; Fabaceae
Product: apyrase 2
Exons: 9
Coding region: 387-1790 (467 amino acids)
Biological process (GO): nucleoside diphosphate catabolic process
Cellular component (GO): membrane
Molecular function (GO): nucleoside diphosphate phosphatase activity
Source: RefSeq, a predicted model, not a curated record